UUUCUUUCUUUUUUUCGACAGAAGGAGGGGUGUUGUGGGGAAAUGCUCGGCGGACCGUGAAGCGUAACAGCAAGGAGAGGGACAAAGACGCGCAUAGCGGGACAAAAUGCGACAGACAGAAACCUCUUCCAACUAAAAAAAACAACAACAUCGGAAUGUGCGGAUGGAUGUUAAAAGUGGUGGAGCUGGGAAGAGAAGUCGAAACCAACAAUGGCAAGAAAGAUGAAUUCAAGUGUACAAACUGAGUUGUGGACAAUAACUGUGGUUAGAGUGCGCGUUAACUUUGGAUAGCCUUGCGGCGCGUUUCAGUGUCCAUCUCAGAUGUGCACCGGUGGCACGGAGCAGACACGGGCUACACUUUGGAGUAUGAUUUCCCACUUUUGAACGGACAUGCUUCCCGGAAUGACUGUUACUGCGCUGUUUCUUUUUUGCAGCCACGCGUGGAGAUUUCCCUGAGUCAGAUCCUGACCUCCACUGCUACAAAACUCACCAAGAGGAGGCAAACUUAACUUGCGUGCAAGUUUCCGUGGAUCAUUUAUAAAGGACCAAGUGUAUUUUCUUCGACUGCGUUGGUAACUAACUCAUGUGUUGCAUGUAUGGAAUACUUAUGAACUCCAGUCUGUGAGAUUCAGCGUUUACAUUGUCCUGAUCCUAAUGUGCUGGUGGAGAAAGUGCACGUCACCGAACUAGAACUCCAUCCAAGCAUGAAAUGUUGGUGCAGCGCCCUGGCACUUCUCCCAUGGGUGCUGGUGGCCUUAGAUGCCCAGCUAAUCUGCUGGCAGGCGCUCCUUCGGUGCCACGAGGAGCCCGAGUGCGACCUUGCAUACAGUCAGUACUUAGCAGCUUGUGAAGGUAACAUCAGGGGGACGAGGAGACAGUGUCCCAGCCACUGCAUCAACGCGCUGAUAAGGCUCAAUCACACCCGCAGCGGGCCGGACCUGGAGACCUGCGACUGCGCACAGGACCUGGAGUGCCUCAGCGCCAAGCGAGCCAUAGAGCCGUGUCUCCCCCGCAGACACCCGAGCGAUGCGGGGGGGAUAGGGUGCAUGGAGGCCCGGCAGCGCUGCGAGGAAGACAGCAACUGCCACACCUCCCUCACGGCCUACUUGUCAUACUGCGGGCAGCUGUUCAAUGGCAGGAAGUGCUCCUCCAAGUGUAAAGCCACCAUCCAGCAGAUGCUGUUCAUCCCAAAUGGCAUGCUGCUCAACCGCUGUGUUUGUGAUGGGGUGGAGAGGCCUUUCUGUGAAGUGGUGAAGGAGAACAUGAGCAAACUUUGCUCCAUAGGAGACCACAUUGUUAUUUCAGACCAGCCUGAUGUGGAUGACAUCUAUGAGGAUGAAGACUAUGACCCUAAAAAUGACAGAGAGGAGGUGUAUACUGAUCAUUCCUCUGCUCCCCAGAGGUUAUCCAGCUGCAUGAUGCUCCUGUUUCUUCCUCUAGCACGGAUAUUGUAUUGAGACAAUGGGUACUUGAAGCAUUUGUUGGAUUUAUAAAUGACGGUGUGGAAAAAUCUCUGUUCAUUAGACUCCACCAGGGAGCUCAGAGUCCAGCUGGAGUUGGUAUCAGCGCCUUGAUCAAACACACUACAGUAUGGAACUGGGCCGGCUUGCUGGCACAGGACUCCAACCCAGGUCUGCUGGAUAAGGGAAGCUAUUUUUUCACCCCCAGGCCUCCCUGCUAUUCCAUUUUAGUUGGAGUGCAACAGUGAGCACAGUAGUGAUUAGUGUUUGCUUUCCACAACCAUACAAUUUGCAUAGUAAUUCUUCUUCAAGCACAUCUCACUCAGGAAUCCUGCUUUUUUAAAUUUGUGUUCAGAUCUUCACACAGAUGGCCUUACAGUGCUCUGAGUGAACUGCUCACCUUUUUUUUUUUUUUUUGCUAAGUUGAAACCUGUCGGCAAAAAUGGCAUCAACACUUUAAGGUGAUGAUGAGAGGAGGUGAACCACACCAGACUUUGUUGCGGGGCAUUGCCAAGUUGAGUGCCUUUAAACAGCUCCUGUUUGUUUGGUUUCAAUGGUACUUGGAGUGUGGCUUUAUUAAGACCUUAGACAAACAUUGGACCCAUCCAGUCUCUGUUUGCUCUGCUCUCCAUUUCAGGGGCCUCUGCAUUGUUGCAGCAACCACACUUCAAAUAUUUGUGGGAAUAGUCAAAGGACAGGCGAGGGUGUGGGAUCAAGUACUGAAAUUAACUGAAGCGCCUCUCCAGCACUCUGUCUGGAGCCCCUCCCCCAUGUGAGAUUGUUUUAUUGAACUUUUCCUGAGACACCCCUACCCCCUCUUCCUCCUCUCUACUGCCUGCCCCCUUUCACGCCUUUAAAAGACCCCUGUCUUUAUUACUGCUUUCACACUGUAGCAACAAGCCAGGAAAGGCCGUGUGUCGCUGGUGUGAACAGGUCAACAUAUACCUGGAGUUUAUCCUCAACACUGCUCAUGAUGAGAGGUUUAGCUGGUCUGACACGUCUUAGCUGUGAUAUAUGUGAGUGAACACGUUUUUAAACAAACUGGUUUGAAUAAAAGUUGUUGCAAAGCACAUUUUAUGGAUAUUAAGGCUUGUCGGACUCAACAUGAGGUCAUAGUCUCCAUCAAUGAAUCUCCAGUGUGGUAACACUGCAGCAGCAACACCAUGAUGAGUGAACAUCGCAGUGUCACAACAGUGUGUGAGCAUCAGCAACAACAUACUCACCCAUGAGCAGUAGUCUGGCUUGAACGGUCAAACGUGGAUUGAAUGUAUGUCAAAUAUUUUGUGUCACAGUGUUGCUAACUAACCAAGAGGUGUACUAGGCUUCAUGUAGAGUGCUUUUAACGUGCAGGAUGGUCACUAAGUGCUUUCUAAAGGAAUGCACAAAUCCAGAUAAAACAAUUAAAACAAAAAGAUGGAAUUCAAUUCAACAAUUUCCUGUAUUUUGAAGGCUUUUAUUUUGUGUGUUUUUAAGUGUUCCAGAACAAUUCAUCACAUUUAUUUUUGUAGUUGCUUUGUCCGGCUACUGAGCAGCCAACAGGGCCAAUGUUAGAAGAGCUGUUCUGAUACCGAUAUCAGGGUCGGAAAUGCCUUUGAUACUGCCUAAAAUGCUAGAUUGGGAAUAUGUGUAUGUAAAUCUAUGCACCGAUCCGAUACCAUGUAAGUUAUUGAUAAACUUAAAAGUAAUUUUAUAGUUUUCCAAUGAAAUCAGCUCUUCUUUGCUGCUCUAAAACUGUAGCCUACGCAGCAAGGCGCACCGUGCAGCCACUGGUAACUACUGUUUCAGAGCAUCUGAGAAUAGUGGAGGGAAGUGGGGCUGAUUACCCAGGGCCCCAGUGGGAAGGAGGCCCCACAAAAAGCCUGGAAUGAAGAGUCUGGUUUUGUUUGCAUUUUUUAAAAAUUUCUGACUACAUAAUAGCAUUACCAAAUUAAAACUGGCUGAAUAAAUGGACUGCGAUAAAAGGUGCAAAAUGUUGUAGUUGCCCCUGCACUAGAGUUUGUCUUUAACUGUAGCUUGAACCAAGUGAGUAACUGCUUAUGCUGCCUGAAAACAACAUACACUGCCACGUCUUUGCCCAAGAAAGGGAAACUGGGGUUCUAAAAAAAGAAAAGAAAGAAAGGAAGGGGGACGCUCAGAGACUACUUUGGUGCUACGCCCUUGGCUAUUAGCAAAAUGGGCAAUCCCUUCACAUCCACACAUGGUUAGUAGUAGCUGUACAGCCUUUGUUUAUUUUUUAACACCAUGGUAUCAGAUCGGCGCUCAAUGUUGGUCAAUCCGCAAAUUCAGUUAUUGAAAUAGUAUGGGACAUCUAACAUCUUUAAAUGUAACCUGUCCCAAGGUCCAGACCAAGUCCAUCUAUUCGAAACAGCAAUCUUUCAGUCUUACGUCUUUCAUCCACAAUGCCACAUGAAGCUGUUUUGCAAGAAGGGAAGGAAAACUCAGUGUUGUUGUUAGUAUUGAUCACUUGUAACAAAGCUGCCAGUUUGUGUCUUUGCCACUUGAAACUGUGUCAAAACUAAUCCUUGUGUUUUGUAAUGAAGUCUUGAAAAAUGUCGCUAAAUGUUAAGUUAUGAAGCUAGAAUACGAUGAAUUGUAUAUAUUUUUACAAUUAUAUGCAGUAAAAUAAGCCAGUGUCUGCCCGAGGUCACUUAACACAGAUUAUCAACACAUGAACGUAGCUCAGAUUUUUGUGCACACAAAACCUGACUUGAUUUAGAGUUUGCAGUUUUUCAUCUCAUCUUGUGGGAACAUAGCAGUAAAUACUUCAGAGCGGCGUCUUCCGUGCGGGAGGGUGAGUUUUAUAAUAAAAUGUUUAUGAGCUAAA
Epinephelus lanceolatus (giant grouper) is the source of this 4284-nucleotide messenger RNA. Its product is annotated as growth arrest-specific protein 1. Gene Ontology annotation, biological process: regulation of cell cycle. The record is from RefSeq and is a predicted model, not a curated record. NCBI's taxonomy places the organism in Eukaryota, Metazoa, Chordata, Actinopteri, Perciformes, Serranidae.